AUGGUAUGCGACGCGGUGGCUUGUCCGGAUAAGCUCUUAUAUGACCUUAAUUGCGCGAAUAUAUCUGAAAAAGGAUUUAAUUUGAUGAACGUCACCAAUAAAACUAAUUGGAAAUGCCCUGAUUGUCGAGCUAAGCAACCUAACACUGAUAAUAGCAAUACCCCAUUGCGCCCGGCGGAAAGAUCUGGAAUGGAACAAAACUCUCCUGAAAUAACAAGUGCCAAGGAUGUGUCCCCCCAAGUGGAUAGCAAUAUAACGCUUCGCAAGAAGUUUUCGCAAGCUAUUUCUACGGAUUACGAUGAUAGCUCUGAUAUACCUAUUACAUUGGAAAAUAUAAGACCACUUAUUAAGGAGGAAUUUUUUUUAAUGAAGACAGAAUUGGUGCGUGAAUUAGAAUUAUCCCUUCAACAAAUGGUACGAGCUGAAUUUCAAUCCAUUAGAGGUGAAAUUUCCACGCUUGAGAGCAGUGUAAAGUUUUUAGAUGAAAACUAUGAAACUGCUAAGACAGCGCUAAUUAAAUGCCAAGAAUCACUAAAACAAGUGCAGAAAGAUAAUACGAUCUUGUCAAAUACAGUUUAUGAAUUAAAUACACGCUUACAAGCAAUGGAGCAACAUAAUCGUGCUAGUAACUUGGAGAUCCAGUGUGUUCCUGAGCACAAAAACGAAAAUUUAAUAUCUACAAUAAUGCAAAUUUCAAAAGUUGUGUCAGCUAAUCUGAAAGAAAGUGAUAUUCACCACUGCACUAGAGUUGCUAAACUAAACAGGGAGGACCAAAGACCGCGAAGCAUUAUUGUUAAGCUCGGAACUCCUUUACUGCGAGACACCUUUCUGGCAAACACUAUAAAAUUCAACAAGGAACAUCAGAACGACAAGCUCAACACCAGUCACAUCGGAAUCGCUGGAAACAAAAAGCCUAUCUAUAUCUUAGAACAUUUAUCCCCCCAAAACAAGAAACUUCACGCAGCGGCUAGGCAAUUUGCCAAGAAAGAAGAUUACAAAUUCGUAUGGAUUAAGCAAGGAAAGGUGUUCAUUCGUAAGACAGAAUCCUCACAAUUCAUCUACGUUAGAAACCAGGAGGUCUUGGAUAGGCUACACUUGGCUAACUAG
Melitaea cinxia (Glanville fritillary) is the source of this 1107-nucleotide messenger RNA. RefSeq lists its product as uncharacterized. Lineage: Eukaryota; Metazoa; Arthropoda; Insecta; Lepidoptera; Nymphalidae. The transcript has 2 exons. The record is from RefSeq and is a predicted model, not a curated record. The coding region runs from base 1 to 1107 and encodes 368 amino acids.